This is a messenger RNA of Haplochromis burtoni (Burton's mouthbrooder), 1166 nucleotides long. It is a transcript of the gene gata1b, whose product is annotated as GATA binding protein 1b. NCBI's taxonomy places the organism in Eukaryota, Metazoa, Chordata, Actinopteri, Cichliformes, Cichlidae. Gene Ontology annotation, molecular function: zinc ion binding; RNA polymerase II cis-regulatory region sequence-specific DNA binding; DNA-binding transcription factor activity, RNA polymerase II-specific. The record is from RefSeq and is a predicted model, not a curated record. Gene Ontology annotation, biological process: cell fate commitment; positive regulation of transcription by RNA polymerase II; negative regulation of transcription by RNA polymerase II.
AAAAAAAAUCCCCUUCAAAAAACCCACGUCAGAAUUUGUAGGAGGAGUCAGACACCUCCUCUUCCUCCUGGUCGCCCUCCUUCAGACCCCAGAGCAGCAUUCAGAGGAAGUUAAAGCCCUCAAAGCUCUUCAGCCUCUGUGAGUACCAUCAGAAAAUAGAGCAGUGAUCCUUUGUGUUAGAGAGAGCACUCACUCAGUCUUUAAUUUUUCUUUCCUCCUCUUAGAAAUUCAGCGAUGAUGUCAAACUAUUUGCCGUUAGCUUAUUGGUCUUCUGCUGUGACGUCCAGCAGAUCUGAAACAAGCUUCAGUACGAAGAGCAGGAUUCAGAGGAAAGGAACUCAGUGUGUGAACUGUCUGACUGAGCACACGACGCUGUGGAGGAGAAACUCUGCAGGAGAAGCCGUCUGCAACGCCUGCGGACUCUACUACAGACUACACCGGGUGAAUCGCCCGCUGGCCUUGAAGAAAGAUGGAAUCCAAACCAGAAAACGGAAAGUGGUCACUAAGAAUAAGAGGAAAACUGACCAAUCAGAGACCAAGCUGCUUAAGGGGGUCCAGCCCAGUGAUGUCACAGCAGCUGACAGCAGCGUUGUCGGGUUUUAGGUGACCUGAUGCUGCAGAGGAAAACAUCAGCUCAGGACCUUCUUCUUCAUUAUCAGAACAAUCGAGUGAAUAAAUAAAUCCAUGAACCUCUGCAGACAGGAGCUGCUCGCACAACUUGAAGAGAAAUUUGUGAGGGUAAAGCUUUUCAGACGUGUCUGCUGUUUUUGCUUCCUGUGUGCCGUCCUCUGUGAUCACCUGUGUUUUUAGAUUUUUGUUGGCUGUAUUUACUGUGGACCUUGUCUCCAGCCCAAUAAAUGACUCACUUUUUGUUAUUUAACACAUCUUAUUUUGCCUCCUACAUUUGGGUCCCCAGUCCUCCACUCCCCCCUCCUUCUGACAGCAGCAUUUAUCGACAGCUACCAGGACGAACUCAUCACUCAUGUGAUCCAAUGCAUAAACAUUAACAGCCUGGGUUUAGUUUCAGCUGCCUCACACAUGUAAAACUCAACGUUUUAGAAAUGGCUUUAAAUCCAGGACCCGUUCCAGAAAACAGGUUUGAAAAAACUCAGUUUAACAUAAAGUCUGAUCAGUUAUUGAUUAAUUAUUAAUAUCUGAUUCAUCCU